This is a messenger RNA of Suillus subaureus, 295 nucleotides long. RefSeq lists its product as uncharacterized. NCBI's taxonomy places the organism in Eukaryota, Fungi, Basidiomycota, Agaricomycetes, Boletales, Suillaceae. The transcript is spliced from 5 exons. Bases 18 to 227 code for a protein of 69 amino acids. The record is from RefSeq and is a predicted model, not a curated record.
GGGACCUCGCGCUCGACAUGAGGCAGGUAGACCUUGUUGUUGAGCCCAAGAACCUUGAUGGUGACUCCGUCGUUUGUUGCUAUUAUUUCGCCAAUCACCGCGACAGAUGCCUCUUUUGUCCCUCACAUGGUUUGCCAUUGAAGCACAAUAUUGGAAACAUUGGGAUUACUUUCCUAGCCUGUGCCCAGUUACACAAAACAUUGUCGAUGAAGUUAAGGAUAUGUUGAUACAUGCAACAUGUGACCACUUGACAUCGAUGCAGUCUUCUGCGGCAUUUGAUGCCAUUGAACUCAAG